Molecule: messenger RNA, 1039 nt
Organism: Salmo salar (Atlantic salmon)
Lineage: Eukaryota; Metazoa; Chordata; Actinopteri; Salmoniformes; Salmonidae
Product: gamma-aminobutyric acid receptor-associated protein-like 1
Source: RefSeq, a predicted model, not a curated record
GUUAAAAAUAUUGUCCAUCAGCGCGAAGGACGUUCGUUGGUCUAAAUCACUCAAAUUGGGCGUGACUGUAUUUGUUGUUGUUUCUGGGGCAAGAAGUAGCUAGCUAGUUAGAACAGUCGGCUAUUUAAGAAUACAUUUCGUUUAAAUAAUUUAAUACAAAAUUACUGUUCGUCGUGCUCAUUAUAUGAUAGCGUUGGUUACGUGAAGAGUCGGUGGGAACGAUUGGCGUGGAAUUUUCACUUGUAUUUGUUUUUAUUACGUGUUUCCAAAGAAGAUGGACAGUCAGUACCAGCGCUCUGUACCACUGGAGGUGAGGAGGGCAGAGGGUGAGAGGGUGCGAGCCAAGCAUCCCGACAAGAUACCGAUCAUUGUGGAGAGGGCUGCCAGGUCGAGAGCUCCUGACCUGGACAAGAAGAAGUACCUCGUGCCCUCUGACCUCACAGUGGGUCAACUGUGCUUCCUGAUCCGACAGCGUGUGUCUAUGAGACCUGAGGAGGCUCUCUUCUUUUUCGUCAACAACUCCCUUCCCCCAUCCAGUUCUCCUCUCUCUGCUGUCUAUGAGGAGCAUCAUGAAGAGGACCUGUUCCUAUACAUGACCUACAGUAAUGAGAGCGUCUACGGUGCCUGAGACGGGACAAAAAGGAGGAAAGAGAGAGAAAGACAGGAGAUGGGAGAGAGCUCUUUGUAAUAUUUCACCACUAUUAUUCUUUAUUAAGUAUUUAGGAGAUGGCUGUGGGGAGGAGAGAGGGUGGGGUGGAGAGUUAGUUGGUAAGAUUUGUAUAAGUUUUCUCAGUAUUUUGGGGGUGAUCAUAUUCUGUGUCAGUAUACUCUCAACCAUUCUGAAUUGGAAAAAUAAUGGGGUAGUUGGAAAUAGGGGGAAUGAAAAAGAGAUUUCAGUAAAAGAAGAGUGUUAAGGGGAAAGCUCUUGAUUUCCAUAUUUUGUUUCUCAGCCAGUCAUUUGUAUUUAAUGCAAAUUGUAUUUUUUUUGUAAAUUAAUAUCAUUAAUUUUUGUGGAAAAUAAAAUUCAAAAUGCAUGGUU